Molecule: messenger RNA, 8426 nt
Organism: Grus americana (Whooping crane)
Lineage: Eukaryota; Metazoa; Chordata; Aves; Gruiformes; Gruidae
Gene: LRRN1
Product: leucine rich repeat neuronal 1
Exons: 3
Coding region: 569-2719 (716 amino acids)
Molecular function (GO): protein binding
Source: RefSeq, a predicted model, not a curated record
CCCAGGUGCGCGCCGGCGGCGGCACAGAGCGGGCGGCGGGCACCGGCACGACCGGCACCGGAUCCACCCGCCGCUGCUUCUCCUCUCCCUUUCCUGGAGGAAGAAGGAAUCCCGUUUAUCCUAGCCCGCCUCGUUCCGCGCAGUCCGGCGCGGUGAGGAUCCGCGGUAGUGAGCGGAUGUGCCGCCUCCCCGUACAGCGGCAGCCCCGGGGGAGAGCUGCGGUUAAGCGGGCUGCGACCCCCGACCGCCGGGACACUUAAAGCACCUUGGAUGAAUCAUAGCCCCAGUCAAGUAUUAGUGGUACUGCAGCUUCCAUAGUUUAAUAUUUACUGAAAAGGAACAUCUUCAGACACUGAUUUGCAGAAGAUUCUGGAACACAGAGGAGCAGCUGAGAGUCUUCAGACCAUUUCUUGUCUUCUCUAAACUCAGAAAAUCACCUUCACCUUCUGGAUGUCCAAGCCUUUCACCUUAAACUUUAAGCUUUAUAUUUUCUGCUUGAUAACAAAUUACCCUCUCAAUCUGUUGUUAUUUUAAGGGGCUGGGGAGCUGAACUCGCUAGCUGACCAGCAUGGCGAAGGUUAGGGUGGUUUUAACUGUUUGCCAGUUGGUGCUAGAAUUGUUAAUGAAUUCAUUAACUGAGUCUUCCAUACCGAGUAAUGAAUGUCCACAGCUUUGUGUAUGUGAAAUCAGGCCAUGGUUUACACCACAGUCAACGUACAGGGAAGCCACGACAGUUGACUGCAAUGACCUUCGACUAACAAAAAUCCCCAGCAAUCUUUCCAGUGACACUCAAGUCCUUCUGUUACAAAGCAACAACAUUGCAAAGACCACAGAUGAACUCCAACAGCUGUUUAAUUUAACAGAAUUGGAUUUUUCACAAAAUAACUUCACAAGUAUCAAAGAUGUGGGGCUCUCAAAUCUCACCCAACUUACUACUUUGCACCUGGAAGAAAACCAAAUAACGGAGAUGACCGACUACUGCUUGCAAGACCUUUGCAAUCUUCAGGAGCUAUAUAUAAACCACAACCAGAUCAGCAGUAUUUCUGCAAAUGCAUUCUCUGGCCUGAAGAAUCUUUUGAGAUUACAUCUCAACUCCAACAAAUUAAAGGUUAUUGACAGCCGUUGGUUUGAUUCUACUCCUAACUUAGAGAUUCUCAUGAUUGGAGAAAAUCCAGUGAUUGGAAUACUAGAUAUGAAUUUCAAACCACUCUCAAAUUUAAGGAGUCUAGUUUUGGCAGGAAUGUAUCUCACAGACAUUCCUGGCAAUGCCUUGGUAGGCUUGGAUAGUCUUGAAAGCCUUUCCUUCUAUGACAACAAAUUGGUAAAAGUUCCUCAGCUUGCACUUGAGAAAGUUCCAAAUUUAAAAUUCCUGGAUCUCAACAAAAAUCCGAUUCAUAAAAUUCAAGAAGGUGAUUUUAAAAACAUGCUCAGAUUGAAAGAGCUUGGCAUCAAUAAUAUGGGAGAACUCGUUUCUGUUGAUAGGUAUGCGCUGGACAACCUGCCUGAACUUACAAAGCUCGAAGCCACCAACAAUCCAAAGCUGUCUUACAUACAUCGUUUGGCAUUUCGCAACGUUCCUGCCCUGGAGAGCUUGAUGCUGAACAACAAUGCCUUGAAUGCAGUCUACCAAAAGACAGUGGAAUCCCUUCCAAACUUGCGUGAGAUCAGUAUCCACAGUAACCCGCUCAGGUGCGACUGUGUCAUUCACUGGAUCAACUCAAACAAAACCAAUAUCCGUUUCAUGGAACCUCUAUCCAUGUUUUGCGCUAUGCCUCCAGAAUACAGAGGACAGCAGGUGAAGGAAGUGUUAAUACAGGAUUCAAACGAACAAUGUCUUCCAAUGAUCUCUCAUGAGACCUUUCCAAAUCACUUGAACUUGGACAUCGGCAUGACAGUGUUUUUAGAUUGUCGGGCCAUGGCAGAACCCGAGCCAGAAAUUUACUGGGUCACUCCUCUCGGCAAUAAAGUAACUGUCGAAAGUCUCUCCGACAAAUACAAGCUGAGUAGUGAAGGCACCUUGGAAAUCUCUAACAUCCAGGUUGAAGAUUCCGGGAGGUACACCUGUGUUGCUCAGAACAUAGAAGGGGCUGACACGAGGGUCGCUACUAUCCGGGUGAACGGAACGCUUUUGGAUGGUACCCAGGUUCUGAAAAUCUAUGUUAAGCAAGCCGAAUCACAUUCCAUCUUAGUUUCUUGGAAAGUUAAUUCCAAUGUCAUGACUUCCAAUUUAAAAUGGUCAUCGGCCACUAUGAAGAUUGACAACCCUCACAUUACGUACACUGCUAGAGUCCCGGUUGAUGUACACGAAUACAACCUCACGCAUUUACAACCAUCUACGGAUUAUGAAGUGUGUCUAACGGUGUCAAAUAUCCAUCAGCAAACACAGAAGUCCUGCGUUAACGUUACAACAAAAAACGCAGCUUUUGCGCUAGAUAUUUCAGACCAAGAAACCAGCACUGCCCUCGCAGCGGUGAUGGGAUCCAUGUUUGCCGUCAUUAGCCUCGCCUCCAUUUCUGUUUAUAUUGCAAAAAGAUUUAAGAGAAAAAACUACCAUCACUCAUUGAAAAAAUAUAUGCAAAAGACCUCUUCAAUCCCACUGAAUGAGCUCUACCCUCCACUUAUUAAUCUCUGGGAAGGUGACAGUGAAAAAGACAAGGAUGGUUCUGCAGAGACCAAGCCAACUCAAGUCGACACAUCCAGAAGCUAUUACAUGUGGUAACUCAGAGGAUAUUUUGCUUCUGGUAGUAAGGAGCACAAAGACUUUUUUGCUUUAUUCUGCAAAAAUGAGAAGUUGAAGACUUUUGUAUUUUUGACUUUGCUAGUUUGUGGCAGAGCGGUGAGGACAGGUGGAUAUUUCAGAAUUUUUUAGUAUAGCGUAUCGCAAUUGUUUGACACAAAUGGCAGCUUCACCUAGCUUCCAAUUAUUUUUUUUUUCCCCUUUUCCUUUUUUUUUUUUUUUUUAGUUAUUGUGCUAAACUUAAUGCUGUUCUAACUACAGUGCUGAAUAAAAUUAAUGAGAGCUGGGGUUACCCUGUGAUUCCAACGUAGCACAACCCCAUUCUUCUGAAGCCAUCAGUAGAGUACAGUAUCUUGCAAAGCUAACAUACAGUUUUGAAACUGCAUUGAACUAGGUUUGUAACGCUGGUCUAAGGACUCGUACACUGAGAAAAGGAGACCUUGAAUGAUGUUAGUUGACUGUACUGUAAUGUUGUAUCAACUGAUUUGAAUGUUUUUGACUUUGAACAAUGAGUUUUCUUUUUUUCUUUUUAUUUUUGUAGUAGUUGAGAAGGCUUAGGUAAAGCUAACAGACAAUAGAAAUAUGUACAUCCAAUUUUUUAAUGUAACACUAAAUGUUAAUUGUUCUCUUAUUCUUUUUAUUAUAUUUAGUAGACACUUUUGAAGAAUACUAGAGUUUUGUUGUGUUUAAAUCACCAACACAUGGUGAUUUAGUUUUGUUCUGAUUUUUUUAUUUUAGAAGUCACAAUAAUGUAUUGGGUUUAGAUGUCACUAGUUUGACUGGUGAUCAUGUUUUGACAUAAAAUAUAUCCAAAAUGUUAUAUAAAAAUAUUGUGGUUUUUUUCUCAAUGGAAUUAUGUUUCAACAAAGUUCCAAUUUUUUAAAAAUGCAUUUAUUUUAAUAGCAGUGUUUUCUCUGCACUAGAUGCAAAAUACUGAAAAUAAUUUAAUCAGAAAAAUGUAUGGGCAUGGCUUUAGGACUGUAAGUCACAUGCAGAAUCAAAACUGUUUGGCACACAGUACACAGCAGAAAUAAUUCACAGUGUGUAACAAAACACCUUCCUUUUUGUAUACUUUUCUCUUUAUAUUUUGAGCUAAGAUACAAAUGAAGCUGACAUUUAGCUGUCAUUGCGAUCAGUUAGGACAAAAAAACCCCAACAACUCAGUGCUACCAAGCUGAAAUAAAGCAGUUGAAUCCUGGCAUAUACUUAAAAACAAAACAAACACCCCCCCCCCCCAAAAUGUGAAUUGGAUCAAUGUUCCUUCAAAAGCAGAAAUUAAGAUGGCUAAAACUAACAAGACAGUAAUACGUCUGGGUCCAAUACUGAACUGUAUUUUAUACAGACUUAAAAUUAACUAGUACUCUGAAGUAUUUUACUGAAUUAAUACGGUAGAAGUGCAAAACCUCAGAAAGCAGUGGUGUUUCUAUGUGUGCACUGGGUAUAAUAUAGAUGCGUAAUUUACAGUUGAACCCACAGACGCUUUGUACGUUGUCUUUUCUGAAUCCAUGGAAGUUCUCUGCAGGGCCCGCACACGAGUCACGAGCAGGGUGGGUUUGCGGUGAAGUACGUGGGUAGUUGUAAGAGAUACCUAAUCAGCAAGCACAGACUUUUCUACACUUUAUGACCACUAUCAAUGUGCAACUUUUUACAUGUUUUUACAUACCAAAUACGUUCUUGGUAAGUAAAAGUUAAUUGUUAAAAUAAUGGAUGUGCCUGGGUUUUGAGGGUGUUUGAAGUUUUUUAGCUCUCUAGCUUCUCAAAUAUAUCAAAGACCCCUCCCAAAAUUUACAAAUAGCUCCAAACUUCUUUUUUCCCUUCAGUCAACUGUCUAAAAAUGAAAAAGUGAUUAGCAUAGUUUCACUAAUAAGCUGCUUCGGUGCAAAAAACUUUAGUACGUCUCAUGGAUACAUGCCUUGUUGAUCUUGCGUUUCAACAUAAAGCUGAGUGAAGCUAUUAAUUAUGCAUUUAAAUCAAGUACUUAUGCUGCUACACACAAUCUUUUAUAUGUUCAUGAGAUCUCAUGCAUUUUUAAUCAUGUGACAAUUAGAUGUUGGGAUUAGGCAAGUGUCUUUUGAUCAUGGAGAAGUCGCAUGGGGGAAGCAUUUAUUCAUCACCUUCUCCUGUAUUUGUUUGUAAUGUUAAUGGGAAAUUUCCUCUUGCCUUCUCCAGAAAAGCUUCAGAGCAAUAAUUAUCACCUUGUCUAUAUGCUAUUCUAACCUUAAAACUGCCUCUAUUAUUAUAGCUGGCAUGAUGAAUUAAAACUGAGAUCUCUUUUGCAGUUAAGAUUCACUCUAUUUUUUCCAGAGAAAAGGACACAGUGAGGACACGGUUGACAGCAAAAUGAUGGCUUCCAACUUGCAUGACAUAAUAAAAUUGUCUUUAGAAAAUAAUUAAUUGAACAGGUGUCAGACGGUGCAGACCAAGCCCCUUUCUCCAUCAUCUCAGCUUCCUGCAGCCCUUGUACAGCUAUACCAUAGAUACUCAGUAACGAAGAUCACGCAAAGCCCACGGUGCUCUACUUGAGCCUCCUAUCCAAACCCUCCAUCGUCAGUCACCAUGAGGUAACCUAAGCACGGGCUGCCCUCCAAAACAGUGAUCCUGCUCUUCCUCCUCCCUGUCCCCAUCUCCCAUCCUCAAUUACGCACAACUUUGACAUCUACUUGCCUUCUGAACGUCCUCAUAUCGACCAGUCCCUGCUGCUGGAGACAAGACCACGCCGACAACUUUGCUGGGUGCGCACGUGUGGCUGGAUUCGUUUAUGCCUAGCCAUGUUCUGCAGUUUGGGCAGUUUCAGAAACACAAUGACUGGCAAAAAGGAAGGUGGCAGGGACACAUGCCACGCAGCACGACAAAGCAGCACUCAACACUUUGAUCAGCAAUCGCCAACAGCAGCUGGGGGUAUGGGAAGUAAAGCAAUGUUUAACAUGUUCCUCUCCACCAGGGAAAUAAUGGGCCUUUUGUUCCCUGCAGACCUAUUUGGCAGUUUUAUGUCAUUUGUUAUCUUUUUAGAGCAAUGCUGUUGAAGAACAGCAGGAGAAAAUGGCCUUAUGACAGCCACGCGCUUCUCCAGGAUGUGCUGAUCUGUAUUUCAGGGCAGCUGAUGUUGCUGGGAAUCUGGGAGAGAGAUGCAGGUUACCUGGGAACAGCUCAGCAGCAAGAAGCACCUAGUUAAUGCAGUGUAUUCUGCACACACAGCCACCAGUGAUAAGUACUUCCAGCCUUGUAACCUCUCCCCUUAACGUUCUGUACAGAUCCCCUGGAAAUUUAAAAUUUUGCAAAUAAAAAAAAAAAGCAUUGGGUAAGAAAUUAAUCACAUGUGGCAUAUAAUCUUAGCUAAUAACCUUCAAUCUUGUGCUAGCAAUUCUGUGCUUGCAGUUUGUUGUGAGCAAAAAUAAAAAUACUCUGCCUAAUUGCCUUCAAAAUGUAUUUGCAUCUACUGGUCACUGAAGACAAAGAAACACCCCCAGUUUGCUCAGAAUCAGAGAUUGCGACUGGCCACUUUAAAAACAGUAUGGGGGAAAAAACGUUGUUACCUUUCAUUUGGCUAACAGUUUAGAAAUGCUGUGUAAGAGUAGACAUUUCAUACCCAACUAAACUUCUGCAGUGUUACUUCCACUUGGUUGCCCAAUAAUGAAAUAUUUCAGUCCCCUGAAGAGUAAAUAGCUCACUCAAGUGUAGCAUGCAGUACUCCAGCUAAAUCCACUUUUCAUUUCCUCACCUAAAUCAUAAUAUCCUAUUGGAUUGAGAGAGGAUAUUUUCACCCAAGAGCCAAGACUGAUACUGGACACGGUCUUGGAAUAAAGCGCACAAAUACACCGAUGCUUUCACAGAGCUACGAUCUGCCCUCCAGCCCCGCCUCAUGACUAUGUACUCGUUUAGUUACUAAAAGAAGGUUAUGAGGAGAAAAGGCCAGCAGUUUGACCACUGGUUUCAUAAAUGGGUUAAAACUGGGAAUAGGUCAGCAAAUCUGGUCCAGUGGAGGGUGUCCCUGCCCAUGGCGGGGGGUUGGAACUUGACGAUCUUUAAGGUCCCUUCCAACCCAAACCAUUCUGUGAUUCUGUGAUAAAUCCGAGAUCCAGUGAGAAGUGCAUGACCUUGCCCUAUUGCCACUGACAAGCUGUAAGUGAUAAAAGGAGCACCUUUUUGAGUUCAAAUUAGGAAACUCCUUUUGCUUUGUGCUGGCAACCCUGAGAACAAGACUGAGGACAAAUGCAGUGCAGUGCACUGCAGUGAAAUCCCUGAAAUUAAGUGGGAUAAGCAGCUGGGAGCUACUUCUGCAACGUCUCCACCACAGCCGAUGCACCCUGUAUGGGAAGCGGACAAUUCACUUGGGGCACAUCUCUUUCUAGUCAUCUCCAUCCUGCAAAGCAUUGUGACGAACAUGUGUGCAAUGAGCGAGUCGCGCUGGAAAAGCACGCAGGGGUGUGGGACUGGUGCCGGAGGAGCUCCUUCACAAUCCACCCAACACACUAGGAGUAGCUGUUUGUUACACUGUGAUCCUGCUCCACAACCCGCCACCGACAUGAAUGCCAUGAAUUUCUGCUGCAACUGGAAUUUGCCUUCUCACGCUCACCAUGCCGACAGCACCACCACUGCAGCGCCGGCGCCCACAGCUAUGGAAAGCCCAAGACCGAAGGGCAAGGUGAAUGUGCUACCAUUGAACCUUCUUCAGGAAAACCCAGAGUGCCUGAGCUGGAGAUCUCAACGGCUGUUACACAUUGCCCUUAUUAAAAUACUGGCACCGUGUCCCUGCAAAAAAGAUACUACCGCUACCAAAACCCCUAGAUAACAUUUCUUUGCAGUGUCAUACAGAAGUGAAUGUUUUGUGUUUCCCCUGAACUGUCAACGUUUUAAUCUUCUCCUUUUCUGCUCUUUCCAACUAUUGCAAUUUUUUACAUUUGAGAACUGUUACCCACCCACUCUCUCGUACGUCUGCUCUGUAGUCAGCCUUUCCCUGGUCUCACCCUGCCCCACGCCCUUCUGCUAGUCAAGGGCAAGUCCUGUACAGCCUUGGUCAUCACGAGAUCUCAAAAGAUGACGCUAAAGGACUUCUAAUUUGUAUUUAACUUUGCAGCUACCUGCUUCCCCGCCAACCUUUCUCCCUUCACCUCAUCCUUACCCUGUUUUUCUUUCAGCCGUUUCCCUCCGGAGACCUCAAUUGCUGUUGACUGUCAGUAAGAGUCAGAUCAAGGCUGCGAUUCCGGCAGGCAGCGUUGCGGUGCCGCCCUGCCGCCUCCCCGUUUACUGCUAAUGCACAGAACUUCCCACUUAGCAAAACCCCUGACCGUCUCCCCGUCUCCCCACUCCACUUCUCUAUCUGCCCUUAUUUGUGAGCAUAUUAUGACCCUCGUUAUUUUUUCUACUGGUACGAAAGCAACAAAAGACUGAUUUUUUCUUUCUAGUAAGGUAAAGGAGAUUUACCGUAAAAUUUGUACUAUUGUAUAUUUAUGUCGAGUAGACCAAAGGAAUGCUGAAUCAUAAUAAAAGAAUCAUAACAACAGUUUUUGAAAUACAUGAAAAUAAAUACUUUGGAAAAGCUGGAAUUGAUCAUUAAGUAAAAUUUUCAAAAGCAACUAAAUGACUUAAGAGCUUACAUCUCACUAACUUCAGUGGUACAUUAGGUGCAAAAUCAGGUAAAUGAGAUUUUUCUCAAGUGCAUCUGGAAGUAUUAACUUUCCUUAAAUUUUGA